CAGGACGGCGCGCGGGGCUUCUUUCGAGGUGUGCUGCCCAACAUCUUGGGAUCCUCUUUGGCCUGGGGCUUGCAGAUGCCGCUCUACCAGCAGUUCAAGAUCUUCGCACGCAGCUCCAAGGUCGAUGCCCAUCUCGCUGCCAAAGAUAGCGCCUGUUCUUUGGCGGCUGGCGCGGCCACCAAUGUGGUGGUGCAUCCAUUCUUCUUGAUCAAGACCCGCCUGCAGCUGCAAUUGCACAGCUCCAGCGUCCCUGGCGGCUACCGGGGGGCCUUGCAUGCGGUUGAAACCAUCGCCAUGGAAGAAGGUCUGCGAGGCGGGGAGACCCGGGUUCGGCGACUCCAAG
Effrenium voratum is the source of this 343-nucleotide messenger RNA. Lineage: Eukaryota; Dinophyceae; Suessiales; Symbiodiniaceae. The record is from the annotation of a GenBank genome assembly.